Strongylus vulgaris is the source of this 315-nucleotide messenger RNA. Lineage: Eukaryota; Metazoa; Nematoda; Chromadorea; Rhabditida; Strongylidae. The record is from the annotation of a GenBank genome assembly.
AUGAAAGGAAAAAUCACUUCCACCGAUCCACCAUUCAAAGGAACUUCAUUUUUCUGUGAGAAGCAACGAUGCAAUCAAAACGCUAACAAACUUUAUCUCUACGACAAGCCAAUCGCCUUAUAUAGUUUUGACAACCCUAACGACUCGAUUCCCAUCAAAGCUUGGGGAACAGUAAUCCGCGAAUACUAUCCACAUCCAUCGCAAGACGACACCAGAAACACCAAAUUACAUUUCACAUGUGCAAGAGAGGGUUUAGACGUACGUUUGUCAACUACCAUCGAUACCAUGCAUCACUUCAUACUGCAUCUACGCUAA